AUGGCAAAGCCGCGGUGGCUCGGCCUGAGCCCAGCUGCGCAGAAGUGGUGGAAGCCUCGGCAGAAGAAGCUGGAGAAGAAAGAACAGAUCAUAGGCAAGAGCAGACUGAAACAAACAAAAAUGCAGUGUCUCUAUCCAGGUCUCAGAGGGAGGGAGCUGAGGGGAGUGAAUCAGAGGAGAACUCCACUUCAGACUCAGAGGAGCGCGAGUCCUCAGACUCUUCGCUUUUUGAGAAGCGAGUGUCUGGAGCAGGGAUUUCUGAAUGAAACGAAAGCGAGAGACGCGAGGACGAGAGCAGUUAAGCAGGUGGACCUUGCCCUGGUUCAGGAAGCACACAGUGACCGCGUGAAUGAGGUGGACUGGCAGAAGGAGCAGGAGGGCAGACUCGUGUUAAGCCAUGGGAGCCCAAGCAGUGCAGAGAGGACAGCGUGGGACAUCAUGGAGCAGCAGGAGCUUUCAGCUGGUCUCACUCAACCCCGCCUUCAUCCAAACCAAACCCCCACCCAAAAGACACUCAUCAACCAAACCCGGCCCCACCCAAAGGUGACCCCUCAGCCAUACCAUGCCCCAGCCAAAGGUCAAUCCUCAGCCAAACCCUGCCCCACCCAAAGGUGACCCGUCAGCCAAACCUCGCCCCACCCAAAGGUCACUCCUCAGCCAAACACUGCCCCAGCCAAAGGUCACCCCUUAACCAAACGCUGCCCCACCCAAAGGUCACCCCUCAGCCAAACCCUGCCCCACCCAAAGGUCAGCCCUUAACCAAACUCUGCCCCACCCAAAGGUCACCCCUCAACCAAACCCCACCCCACGGUCACCCCUCAACCAAACUCCACCAAACCCAAAGGUCACCCCUUAACCAAACCCCACCCCAUCUAAAAGUCACCCCUCAGCCAAACCCUGCCCCACCCAAAGGUCACCUCUCAACCAAACCCCACUCCACCCAAAGGUCACCCCUUAACCAAACCCCACCCCACCCAAAGGUCACCCCUUAACCAAAUUCCGCCCCACCCAAAGGUCACCCCUCAACCAAACUCCACCAAACCCAAAGGUCACCCCUUAACCAAACCUCGCCCCACCCAAAGGUCACCCCUCAACCAAACCCCACUCCACCCAAAGGUCACCUCUUAACCAAACCCUGCCCCAACCGAAGGUCAUCCCUCAACCAAACCCUGUCCCACCCAAAUGCUUUAACACAACCAAAACCCACCCACCAGUCAAGCCCCAACCAAACCCUGCUCACCUGUUUCCUAUUGCUGUGCACUGUCCAGUCUCUUCCAGUUCCUGGAUGGGGCAGCGUCCUCCAAGGAUGAUGGUGUUCAUGGUGUUCAGUGUUGCAGCCAUCAAGGUCUAAAUGAGUUAAUGUUUUUCAUGAAACCGUAAAAUGUUUCACUUCCAGCAUCUGA
Messenger RNA from Pygocentrus nattereri (red-bellied piranha), 1403 nucleotides. RefSeq lists its product as uncharacterized. The coding region runs from base 1 to 615 and encodes 204 amino acids. The record is from RefSeq and is a predicted model, not a curated record. Lineage: Eukaryota; Metazoa; Chordata; Actinopteri; Characiformes; Serrasalmidae. The transcript has 3 exons.